Scomber japonicus (chub mackerel) is the source of this 928-nucleotide messenger RNA. It is a transcript of the gene thyn1, whose product is annotated as thymocyte nuclear protein 1. Lineage: Eukaryota; Metazoa; Chordata; Actinopteri; Scombriformes; Scombridae. The coding region runs from base 60 to 740 and encodes 226 amino acids. The transcript has 8 exons. The record is from RefSeq and is a predicted model, not a curated record. Gene Ontology annotation, cellular component: nucleus.
CGCGGGUUUUGAUGACUGCAUGUUUACCUGACACACUACUGACCCAAAGUCUGUGAGAGAUGUCUCCGAAGAAAAGGGCCAGAGGGAGCAAAAGUUCAGCCAAAGAUGACGAGGGUGAAAAAGUCUCUUCUGCUAAGGAGACAGUUGGCAGGAAGAGGAAAGCUGCGGCUUCUGUCGAGGAUGAAAAAAAAGAAAGCACAGAAUCAUCGAGUCCCCUGCAGUACUGUCACUGGCUGAUGAAGUCUGAGCCUGAGAGCCGCUUUGAGAACGGCAUCGAUGUGAAGUUUGGGAUCGAGGAUCUGAAGGCUUUGCCUGAUCAGACAGGCUGCUGGGACGGUGUCCGCAAUUAUCAGGCGCGCAACUUUAUGAGGCAGAUGAAAGAAGGGCAGCUGGCUUUCUUUUAUCACAGCAACUGUAAGGAACCGGGGAUAGCAGGGAUCAUGACAAUUGUGAAGGAAGCAUAUGUGGACCAUACUCAGUUUGACAAGAAAGACGUCCAUUAUGAUGCCAAAAGCAAACCAGACAACCCCAAGUGGAGCAUGGUUGAUGUCCAGUAUCAAAGGAUGUUGAAUCGUUAUAUUUCUCUGUCUGAGCUGAAAAAGUACCACCUGAAGCAUCGUGCCAAAGGAGGGCCUUUAAAGGACAUGGCACUUUUUACAAGAGCCCGGCUGUCUGUGCAACCUCUCACCAGCGAGGAGUUUGAUUUUGUCCUGAGUUUGGAGGACCAAGAGCCACUGUGAGGAUUUGGACCACAUGAUGUUUUGUGAUGGGGUGAAAUAAUGAAGCAACAAUUAAGCACAUCAUCAAACCAUCAACCCAGUGAUUAUGGAAAAUGCAAUGAGUUGAAAUAACUGUUUCUUUGUACUACUCUAGUUCAUAAAUAUUAUUAAAAGUAUUUGUCAAAUCAUGACUCAGAUCCACUUUCUAC